Messenger RNA from Drosophila mojavensis, 5479 nucleotides. Its product is annotated as C2 domain-containing protein 5. Lineage: Eukaryota; Metazoa; Arthropoda; Insecta; Diptera; Drosophilidae. The record is from RefSeq and is a predicted model, not a curated record. Gene Ontology annotation, biological process: protein localization to plasma membrane; positive regulation of D-glucose transmembrane transport; positive regulation of vesicle fusion. Gene Ontology annotation, molecular function: calcium-dependent phospholipid binding; calcium ion binding. The transcript is spliced from 11 exons. Gene Ontology annotation, cellular component: plasma membrane. The coding region runs from base 39 to 4847 and encodes 1602 amino acids.
GUUUACGAAGUUAGCGAGUGGCGUCAGCAGGCACCAAAAUGCCAGGAAAAGUGGGCGUCAAAAUAAAAGCUGCGCGUAAUCUGCCAGUGAUGGACAAGAGCAGCGAGACAACGGAUGCAUUUGUGGAAAUCAAGCUGGCUAACAAAGAGCACAAAACGGAGGUGUUCCGGAAAAGUUUGAAUCCCACAUGGAAUACCGAUUGGUUUCGCUUUGAAGUUGACGACGCAGAGCUGCAGGAUGAACCGCUGCAAAUUCGGCUAAUGGACUAUGACACAUACUCAGCAAAUGAUGCGAUUGGCAAGGUGAACAUAAGUCUCAAUCCACUUUGUCUGGAGAGCUCUAGUCAGUCAUCCCAUGGCAAAGGCAUCGUGCUCUCUGGCUGGAUACCUGUCUUCGACACAAUGCACGGCAUACGCGGUGAAAUAAACAUAAUUGUGAAAGUGGAUCUGUUCUCAGAUGUCAACAAGUUUCGUCAGAGCUCUUGUGGUAUUCCCUUCUUUCAUUCACAAUGUGUUCCCUUUGGUUACCGUGCUCAAGUCAUCCAUGGUUUUGUCGAGGAACUGGUGGUAAAUGAUGACCCAGAGUAUCAAUGGAUCGACAAGAUCCGCACACCACGCGCUUCCAACGAGGCACGACAGGUUGUCUUCCUCAAGCUCUCUGGCCAGGUGCAGCGCAAAAUGGGCCUGAAGGCCAUCAACAUGGGCGCCAAUGCAGUCAUCGGCUAUACGCAGUGCUUUGAUCUAGAAGGUGAUGUGGGAGUUGUGGCACGUGGCGUCGGCACAGCUGUCACCCUAAUCAAGGACACCAGCACCAGUCAGCCCAACAGUGCAGAUAUAGUCCUCAUCGAAGAGGUCCAAAAAUAUUUAGAUUUUCUCAACUGCACCAGUGGCAGCAGCGCUAGCCUCCCACUGUCCGGCAGAUCACCUCAAUAUCGUCUUAAUAUAUAUAAGCAGCCCAGUUUUAGUUCGCCCAGUUCGGCGGCAGCAGCAGCAGCAGCGGCAGCAACGUUGUUCUACUUGGAAAGUGGCAGUAGCGAUACGGAGGAUGCGGAUGUUAUGCAAAAUCUCUUGCGGCAAGAGGAUGAACGUGGCGAGAGAACACGUGAGAAAAGGUUGCGACAUCGCAUGCACCGUAUGACAUUGUCCUCGCGCAACGUGUUCAGCGAGAAGUACGCAACGCUUUUGCGGCGCAUCGAGCCCAAGAUUCCGGAGAAUGCCACGCAAUCGCUAAGUAAUCUUUUCGGCGCAGUCGGGUCAAGCACAAAGCGUCGUCGUAAGUCGCGCUACGCAAUGGGCAAACGAGCACCGCAGGCCAUAACACGCUCGAUUAGCGAUGAUACGGGCGCUGGGCCAUCAAUGUGUCAGCUGGCAGUUCCGCGUUUGCCCGUGUACCAGGAGAGUACACGCUCUGCGCCGGAUCUGGAGAUUGAUGCCUUUCAGCGUAAAUCCACGUGCUCCACGGACUCAUCGGACUCGUUGUCUAUAAUUGAAAUACUUGCCCCAGGCAUUGACAGUGCUGCAUCAGCAGCAGCAGAAGAUGAUGAAGAGCUGCAGGAUAACUGGAUAAAGCCGGGCGAAACGCGCAGCUGUGAGAACAGCCAGCUCGAUUUGACGCCCAAGCGACACACGCUGCUCGAGGACCUGAAGGGUUUCUCGCGUCGUCUCCAACAACUGAUGCAUCUGACACCCAAGCAGCCAGUGCAACGAAAACGUUCCCUGCUACUGGCCGCUGCUGCACUCGAGCCGUCUAUGGAACGCAAAUCGUAUUACAGUUCACAGCCGGAGUUGCCCACAAGCAGCGCUCUCGAUUGGCCCUGUGCAGAUCUGAGUGCUUUCGCUUCCAUGCUGCAACUGAAUCACUUGCCCAGCUAUGAAUCCAAUUUGCAACGCUGUGCUUCGAUUUCGCAUUUCGCAAGCAUUAGAUCUGUAGAUGAUGUACCAUUAGUAAAGUUUGAUUCCCGUGCACUACCAACGACACCUCCAUCAGUACCUCCAGUAGCCCAGGAAGUAAUUCAAGAAUAUCCGAACACGUUGCUGCCCGUUGCGCCCGUUCUCUGCAUUUGCCCAUCGACCCCAACCCCAACAGAAUCCGAAAAUAGCUCACAGCAGUCGCGUGCCUUUGAUUAUUAUGAUCCACCCGAUUUCGAACUAGACCAUGUUGUAAAUAUCUCUAAUAGUACUAACCAUAGUAACAACAAUAAUGAAUCAUCAUUGCUUGCUCCAUGCUAUUCUGUUUCGCCAUUUGCCAUACCAAACCAACAACAACGCUCAACUAGGUCCAGCAGCGAUAUUCAGCAACAGCAGCAGCAACAACAGCAACCACAGCAGCUUCAACAACAACCACAGUCGACACCACAGGGCGUGCUCAUACCCACGACGAUUGCGUCGAUCGAGAAUAGUGCGAAUGGUAAAAAGCUGGCAUCGCCGGUUACCAGCAAUCGGACAAAGCUAACGCCCAGUCCAUCCAAGAGCGGCAUUUCGGGUGGCACGAAUGCGGACAGUGCAUCCACAUCGACCACUUCGACGGCCACAACGAUGGUGCAGGUCAAGGAAGUGAAUGAAAUCUGUCGUCGUUCGUCCGACUCCGAUCUGAGUGUCACGCCCAAAGGUAACUCCGUUUGCGUGGCUAGCGAGCGACUGGCGGCGGCCACGGCUAUGAUGCGAUUGAACACACCCACCGUGGGCAGCAAGACAACCGACAGCCUGGACAUGCUGGAGUAUCCGUUCUUAACUAUGACCAAGUACCCAACUGGGUUCAUACUGCACCUGGGCGCCACUGUGGCAGCGCGCUCGGUCAAGCUGCUGGAGCGCGUGCCCAAUCCCGAUGAGCCGGAGGUGCGUGACAGCUGGUGGACGGAGCUGCGCAUGGAAAUUCGCUCACAUGCCCGCUCUUUGGGCUGCAACGUCGUGUUGGGCUACGCGGAGUCCACAAGCAUAUCCGACGAUGUGUGCGUUUUGUCUGCCACUGGCACCGCUGCAGUCAUCAACAUGGUCUUCAAUCGCUCUAUUUCGCAAACGGACAUCUUCGCUAUAUCAAAGGUAACCAAUAAUGUGGCCGCCAUGUCCAACUCGAUGGAGGAUAGAGAGGCAAAUGGCAGCGGUGGUGAAGCAGCAGCCUCUGUCAAGGACGGCAGCUCGCUGGGCACAGCCAACGGCUCGGCUGGUAAACGCUUUGGCUUUCCAAAUCAAGGUGCCCAACGUAACGCCUGUGCCAUCUGCCACGUGCCGUACAAUUUGGGCAACGUACCCUUUAAUAUCAAGAUGAAGAAGUGCGCUAUCUGCCGCAAGGGCCGAGUACCGGAUGUUCUUUUGGCCACAUUGGAAGUGCCAGAAUAUAUGCAGGUGACUGGACGCGGCUGUUUCAUGCAGGCUCAGGUGGUGCGCGCCAAGAGAGAUCUGCGCGCCGAACUGAAUGCCAAAGAGAUUUCCGAUGGAUUGCCAUUUCUGGAGUACGAGCUACACCGUGUGCUGAUCAAUAAGCUGAAGGCGAAAGGCAUGAAUGCCAUUUUUGGACUGCGCACCCAGGUGGCCAUUGGCGAACGCAUGAUAGCAUUAAUUGCCACGGGCACGGCAUUAUUUUUGAGUGCAUUGCCCGUGCCGAUGGUGCCAAAGAUUAUGGCCGGUAACUCGUGGACGGACAAGCAGAAACUCAACGAACUGCAGAAGAAAUUGCAGGAGACAUUUGAGCGUAACCAAGAGAUCUACCAGCUAAAGAAUAUGGAUCCCGAUUUGGCUAGCAUCAGUGGCGGAGCUGGCGGCGAUAAGCAAUCAGAUACGGAUGAUUCCGAUGAUGAGGAAAUGAAUGAAAUUGAUUUGAAUUGCGGCAACAAAGAGCUCUGUGUACUUGAGGUAGAUGAUAUUGAGGACCUGGAAAUCAUUUCACUACUCAUGGAACCAUAUCCACCCGAGGGCUUCCAUGUGGUUAACACACAGCAGGUGCCCGGCAUGCAGGAGCUGGAUGCCGUUAAAAAUCUUCAAAUGUUUACGCAAGUAUGGCGAGCUCGCAUCGACGUGGGACAGAGCGUCAAUGGCUUCCCCAAGCACUUUCAGCGACUUCUGCAGACGAUAUACUUCAAGCUGCGCACAAUGAUACCCUGUGCAAUAUGCGAUCUACGCUUCAGACUGGAUUUGCCUGAAACGGACCAAAUCCAAUUACUUGUCACCGGAAUGGCCAUGGGCUUGAGCGAUGGCAAUAAAAUGAAAUACCGUCGCCGGGCACCGGCGGCCGCACAAUUACCAAAUGGGUCGAGUGAAGCAGCACCGACUGGUCACGAAUGUCAAUCCCAGCCGGGGAUGAAUGGUAAACGGAUGCUGCAAGAAGAGGAUUACAUAUUUCCACUGGACGAGGAUCAAAUGGUUGAUACACCCACACCAACCAGCUCGGCCAUUCCUCCCUUUGGCAUGAGUUCUUUCAAAGUGCGAAAGACUUCGCCGUCGCGACUCUCUAAUCUAACGACCCCCUCACCCGCAACAAAACUAAUAAAUAUAGGUCCACCGCCACGCAGUCGCUACUCCCCACUUCGCGAUCGUUAUGGCGUAGACUUGACGCCACUUAGCUUCAUACCGGGUGGUCGUAUUGACAAGUAUUUGGGAAAUCUAAACUUCUUCUUCAUUAGGGAGAGCACCUCGAUACGAGAAAACGGCGGCAUUAGCGGAUUUGUACAUAGUUUCAUUACCGAACUGCUGGCAGUGGUGCGCGCUCAUAUUGCUUCGCUGGGCGGCAAUGCAAUGGUCUCAUUUUAUUUGACCGAACUCAUAUUGUUCGACAAUCAGCACAAGAAUCAGGGACAGUGUCUGAUUAGCAUUGGCGGCGAUGCGGUAUAUGUCAACUACUUUGCCGACGACUGAUACAACCGAUUGCGGGGCAUAUAGCGCCAAUUCUUCGCGAGUCGUCCCAGAAGUCUUUACUACUGAAGAAGCCCAGAUUUUGCUCUGAGAUGUUCCCUCUUCCUCUACUUCACUCUGGAUGCCAACUCUUAAUACAUUUUGGCUCUCUAACUCGGCGUUGUAUGGGUGUCAAUAGUGCCAGUAUCCCAUGCAGAAACGCUGUUUACUUAAAUAUACAUAUAGUAGUAGUAGUGGUACAUACUACUGUAUCGUCUGUAUACUGUACUGUAUCAAAUUGAAAUCAUGCAAUAUUUGAACUGUGACUUGACGUUCAAGAUGUAGGAUGAAUUUUUCAUGUAUUGUUAUUUGUUUGCUUAAUGUUUAAAGGUUAGCCACUUGCAAUUUUCAUGACCGUAGUUUGUACAUAGCUGAGAUGUUUAUUGAAUUUACAUUUUGAUAGAUAAUUUGAUGCUUUCAGCUAUGAGGCAUAGCUCUUAGCAAUUAUACAGUAUACACAGCGAAGUGUAAUUAAUUUUGGCAACACAAAAGUCACCCAACAACUAAUGUAACAUAUAUAUAUAUAUAUAUAUUUACUAUAUAUAAUACUAAAUAAUAUGCAAUCUUUGAAAUUAGAAUCCAAAAAGUAUCCAACA